UAUUUUUCUGCAAUAUCAGCAUGACUUGUCUUGAAUCAGUACUUAUAGUGUCGUGCGGUUACAAACCAGGUGCGGUGUGAAGAAAGCGUCACGAUUUGACUCAGAGGCGGAUCUCCAGUGCAGUCCGCUCGGGUUACAACACGACUGAAGGCCGAGGUCUCCAAUCCCCCGCCGCAGUGCAGGGAGAGCGGAGCCGGCCUAGUUGCUAUAGGCCUGGCGUCGGUCAACUGCCCCCCGCCGGCGACUAUACAAGGCCCGGCGGGGCACAUGAUCUCCAAACUGACAGCCCCUGUGCCCAAGCGGAGAGCCUCCGCCGCCACACUGCGCUUCCUCCGCCAAUGGCGGAGAGGCGGGGCGUGGCCACCUGGCUCCCCUUGUUCCGUGUGAAAACUUUGCCGGUUUCGGGUGCAAAGUUUCAAACCGUCUGCAAACCACCAGAGAGCUAUCGUCGUGCCGAGCUGUGUUUUGUACUCACCGGGUAAUUCUUUUCGCUUUUGUUUGGUUCUUUGUUUGAGCACCAGAUCUUUUUAAAGAAGUACUCCGUUAACAACCCUUAAACAUAGCUUUCCAUUAUAUAUGUUUUUAAAAGGAGGAUUUACAAGACGUCUUUGAAUGACAAGCCUGUGCUUUUUUCUCUCCUUUGGAGCUUCAUUUGCCAUCCCUGAAUAUGUUGAAUGCCUUCUGAUGUACAGAUCUCCAGGAACACGGUAAUAACGAUAUAGACCUGAUUUCUGACGGGAGAAAUAUUUUCUCCUCUUUAUAGUCAUACUGCCACUCUCCGUGUGUUACCGGUGGCAUUUGCGCGAAUCCCGUGAUUUCAAAAUACCAGCCCCUUUUUUCCAGUGAUUCGUACAAGUAGCUUUCCGUGAAGAUGUUAGCGUGAUUUCGGUUUUUGUGAAACAACGAAAUAGUAUUUUUAUAACCACAUAGUAAUUCAUCACUGAAACAUUUAGCUGGAGGAGACUUCUCAGAAGGGAAAAUGGCUUGUGAACCCAACCGGGCACGGCUGCUCUGCAUGCUGUCCCUGACUUUCGGCUUCUUCAUCGUGGAGGUGGUGGUCAGCCGGAUAACCUCGUCCCUGGCGAUGCUCUCGGACUCCUUCCACAUGCUGUCGGAUGUCAUAGCCCUGGUCGUGGCUUUGGUGGCCGUUCGCUUUGCGGAAAAAACGCAGGCGACCAGCAAGAACACCUUCGGGUGGAUCCGGGCGGAGGUGAUGGGCGCCCUGGUGAACGCCGUGUUUCUGACCGCGCUGUGCUUCACCAUCAUACUGGAAGCCAUCGAGCGGUUCACCGAGCCGCGUGAGAUCGAGAGCCCGCUGGUGGUGAUCGGGGUCGGGGCAGCGGGGCUCCUGGUGAACCUGCUGGGGCUCUGCAUGUUCCACGGACACGCAGGGGGCGGCGGGCACGGCCACUCCCACGGAGGACACUCGCACGGGAGUAAGAAAAACAAAAGGAACAAAAUGUGCAAAUCCGACAGACCAUCCGGGAGCGGAUCGUCUGGGGAAGAGACUAAUAAUCUGGUAGGAAACUGCGGCAGCCCUAACGGAGUCAACACAGACAGGCCAGACAAGCACGACCUGCUUCCCGAGAGCGCGCUUGAGGUCCAGAUGAACGGGAGCGCUGCCUUUGAGGAGCAGGAGCACGGGGCAGAGUCCGGUUCACAGCUCAACAUGCGUGGGGUCUUCCUCCACGUGCUGGGUGACGCCCUGGGCUCCGUCAUCGUCGUCAUCAAUGCCAUCAUCUUCACGUUUGUGUGGCAGCCCUGCCAGGCUGGGGAGCCCUGCAUCAACCCCUGCACGGACAGCCACUGCACUGACCACGAGCACGUCAACCACACGCUGGUGAGCCUGCUCAGCAACGGCACCCAGAGCGUCCUCUCCGCCGGGCCCUGCUGGGUGCUGUACCUGGACCCCACGCUCUGCGUCAUCAUGGUGUGCAUCCUCCUCUACACCACCUACCCCCUGCUGAAGGAGUCGGCGCUCAUCCUCCUGCAGACCGUGCCCAAGCAGAUCGACAUGCACCGGCUCAACGAGAAGCUGCGGGACCUGGAAGGCGUGCUGGCCGUCCACGAGCUGCACAUCUGGCAGCUGGCGGGCAGCCGCAUCAUUGCCACGGCGCACAUCAAGUGCCACGACCCCACGUCUUACAUGGAUGUGGCCAAGCGCAUCAAGGACUUCUUCCACAACGAGGGCAUCCACGCCACCACCAUCCAACCUGAGUUUGUCACCGUCAACUCGGAGUCCCGCAUCUCCCUGUGCGAGCUGUCCUGCCGGACCCAGUGCGCCCCCAAGUUGUGCUGCGGCACGGGCGACAAGGCUGGGGCGGGCGCGGAGAAGAAGGCCGGGGAUAAGGCCCCCAGCCAGCCUAGCUCCCGCCUGGAGAUCAUCAGCGAGUCCCCCGAGCACUCGUCUCGAGAACAGGCCCCACCGGACUCCGGCGUCCAGGUGGUGCCUGGGUCAGAUCCAGAGGUUGUCAUCCAGAGAGAGGUGGAAUCGUCUCUGUAGGGCCCUAGCCCUAGGAGGUGACGCGUAAUUAAGGUCGGGAGAAUGUCGGGGGUGAAGGGGCGCAAGGGUUUGAUUUCAGGUAGAUGGGCGCCUGGAAAAUAAGGCGCCCCUCGUCCCUCCUUCCUACGAGCUGUGUUUGCUGCAGUGUGAUAAUCCAUGUUAGGUCACAUCUCAGAGACGCACAAUUAGAAACUCUUGCAUGCGUGUCAUUAUCACUGCUUUGUGAUAAGGUGUUGGAUGGUAUGCCUGUGCCUAAGCUUCUCGAAACCGGAUAUCGGGACACUUAUUUCCUUCACUGGAGCAGGAAGACGGCGGAAAACAUGGAAAACAAAGCACACCAGCGGAUGGUUACAGUUCAAGAAGACUUUGUGAUGAGUAGCUAAACUGAAAUCUGCCCUGCCAUACUUUUUUUUUGUGUGUACAUUUUCCUUAAAAGGUAUUAAAGGCUUUUGGAAGAGUUUGCUCAGUAUCUGUCAGACAUUCUAGCCCUGUUAUUGAAAGUUAUUUUAUACAAAUAUAUAAUAAUUUAUGUAUUUAAAUAAGUUAUUAGAUUUGGAAUCUUUCAGUAAUCGACCGUUAAUAUAUAUUCAAGAUUAUAUAGUUUUUUUUUGGUUUCCUUUUUAUCCACAAGCGGAGCAGACUUUAUAUCAGAACAUACAAUGUCUGAAGAUGUGCAACAGCAAAAUAUGUUUUGCAAGCUGCAAUGUUGAUUUUGAGCAGGCUUGCAAUAUUUGGAAACAUGCCGAUGCAUUUUAUUAAAAAAUGAAUUCCAGGAAAGUUUGUUUAAUGUUGACAUAAAAAUCUAAGUAGAAAUAAGACCAAUAAAAGGCACAAUUAGUCCUGCCUUUUAAUAUUUUAAAGCCAAGCUACAAAGCAGGUGUUCCAAUUAAUUAUGCAAUUAAAGCCAUAUACUGUUCCAUAAUGCACGUUGGGAGACUCCUAAGCCUCUUAAGACCAAUGACUGGGUAUCUAGGAUUUUAUGGGCUGAACUCCAUUAUCUGUGUGGCCAAAUUUAAAAGCAUUUGAAAUUCAUUUGCAUCUAGGUUACUAGAAGGCAUAUGUUUGUCGCAUAAAUGCAUGAUCAUUGGCCUUGUUUGAACAAUUGGCUAAAUAUUACAUGCAGUAAGAUAGAACUGCUGCGUUUGCAAAAUAAUUUUUAUUUGAUUUGUGUGUCCAAAAAUACAUUUGUAUUCCUACGUGGCAUUACCGAAACCAAAAAAGGUUUGCUGUGCAAGCCUCUUCGUUUUGGGAAAAGGCUGUAUUGUUCUUCAGAAGACGGCAAGCAGAACCGUAGUCAUAUUGUUCAUUGGAUUUUCUCCUGUUUAAGUCUAGAUUAAACUCUUAACAUGGAUUUUAUUUUUCUCUCCUUUCUUCUCUGAGAGUCCUAACAAGAUAGACAUUUAAUCAAGAGGGCAAGUUUUUCUGGUUGCCCUGCAGAAUAAUCCCUAAAGAAGAGAGUGCCUCAAGGUUUGUGUUCUGAUCUUGGAAGGCUGUAUUAGGAAAUCUACUGUAGGUGGUGUCUGAUAUAGCCACGCCCUUGCCAUCUUUUAAGAACUAUCCAUUGUGUUACAGUUGUCAGUGGGCAUCUCUGACCUGAUUUGAGCAUGUGUACUAUGCAAUAUACAAGAGCCAGCUGCUGGUGCUUCUGCUGGGGGUGGGGUGGGGCUGCUGGUCAUUGUGCGCAGUGCUUGAGAUCUAAUGCCCUGCUCUUCCCUUGACGGGUUUUAUCAGCUGGGAGCCACUCUGGGCGUCUCCUCACAGGUCUGGGCUUAGCGUGAACUCCCCUAACUCUUGACAGUCUUGCAGCCCUCAAUAAAUGACAAAGCCUCCAGUCCAAUACUUUCAGUUUUUCUAUUGAGCAACAGCCCAGAACAGGGAGGGAAACAAGAAAAGCUGUCUUUUGCAGGUCUUUCCACACACAGCUUUGGAAGGAGCCAGAGAAUAUUUCAGGUUUUAUGACUUCUCUGGCAUCCUUGCUGAUUGCUUUCGGGGUAAAUCAUUGCGGUUGGUUGCAGCCAUUAACCACUGGAAACCCAGGUUUGACAAUUUCCAUUGAAUUUAAUCCUGGAGAGAGCUGGUACUUGUGAUCGAUCCAGACCCCUACAGAGGUUUCCCCAUGCUGACCGUACGUAUGCAAGUGGCACUACAAAGCAUUCCUCAGCAGCACUGUUUGACAGUUUUGCAGUUCGCCCUCAUUAUUAACAGAGAUGGAAAAACUGGCUACGGGGGAGGGGUGGAUUUGUAUUUUCAAACAGCAGGUUUUUCAGGGGUUAGGAGCAGGAUUAAACAGCAGCACUUUAAACACCAGUCUGAAUUUCCAUUAGGGCAGCUGCCUCUGUCCUCAGUACAGUCUGUUUCAUUAGGUCUCACAAGAAUAAUUUGUUCCUCGCAGGCGCACAUUUGACUUUAAAAUGCAGGAGGACGUAAGCUUCAAUUUGCUUCGGGAGCAGUUUUGUUCAGGCUGUUUACCCUCCCCCAUCCCCCCAACCCCCUCCUGAAUACUUAACAUGUUUCCCCAAAAACUUAAAAUGUGCCUUCCAACCACCCCCAUCCAAAUCCCACAUCCAGACCUCUUUCAGUGAACAAAGCAGAUUCUCCAGAUGGUCAGCUGCCUAAUUUGCCCUCGUCCCACCUCCCUCUGCAUGGUGGAAUGAACUACAGACAAGCCCCCUGGGGCUGUAGCACGUUCAUUGAUCCUGCAGUACUGAUGCAUUCCCAUCUUCAUUUCUCAUGCCAGCUUAGAAGAGACUGACUUUGCUCUUAGAAGCAUGGCCACCUACAGCAUCCUAUGCCAAAGUGCUCAUCGCCCUUUUGGAAGGAGUAAUCCGAUCCUAAUGAUGGUCCCCACUGUGCUGGCAGAGAUGACGGAACUGUUGCUUUGUUCCAGUAAACAGGAGAGUGCCGUUUGCAGGUUGCAGAUAGUUUUUCCAAUGUUAAAAUAAAACGGGCAGUUAAAAGCACCGUUUGUUUCCUGGUCUCCUGCUCUUGCGAGUCCCUUAUUACAACGGUUUACAUGCAAGGCUGGGAAAAAAUCUUUACAGUUUGUAUGGUCUGUUAUGCAGGUAUGCUUUUUUAAGCCUUCUGUGAACUUGUUGCGCAGAGAAUGCAUGUAGUUCUACUAUCAUACAUGUGUAAAAGGGAAAAAAAAAGACUGACCAGAAAAUAGAUAACCUUCUAAGGUUAAAGAACCUGCAGGAAAAAAUGUUAGUUGAAAUUUCCUGGUUUAAGCACUUUUGACUCCUUCAUCUUUCAGAUUGUGGGUGUAUUUGCAAUUGAAAUAGUCACCUACUCAUAUUGGAUCUUCAUUGGAAAAAAUGCUUUUUUUAAAGGUUAUUGCCCUGUUAGCUUGACAGCUGUGUAGAAUGUGUAAUAGUGAACACUUUUUAAGUCCAUAUCCCUAAAUAAAAAACAGUUUAUUAGAAUGCAUUUUUAAUGAUUGAAAGCUACUCUUUUCCAAGGAACAGUACAGGUAGUAUCCAAGGCUCGCUGUUAGCAAUCCAUGGGUAAUAUAAAAUUGAAGCUUCUGCGAAGGUGUGGGCAUUGAGGUUAAGUGAUUUAUUCCAUUAAAUCUUAUAUAGAUGUAUUUUUUUUUAUUAGUGUAACAUUUUUGAAGAUCCCUUUUAGUAUUGCUGUUCCUAUUUACAGUAUAUACCUUUCUCAGAAUUCUGUACCUGUUUGUUUUAACUGUGUAAUUUUAUAUUAAAAAAACUGAGAUCAGGCCUUUCAGUUUGUCAGAACGUUGUAUUAUAAUUUUUUCACCUUCACCUCUGGAGGAGAACCUAGAGCCCAAUGUGAUUAAUUUUUUCAGGCGAUGUUUCUGCUUGUUUGUUUCUCUCAUGAUUAAAAAUAAAACUUUCCAUUAAUGAAUAUGCAUUUUAGUAUGAAUAUAGUGAAUAGAGGUUUUUUUUUCUAAUCCUGCACUAGUCCCAAAUCAAUGUGCAUAGUAUAACAGUUUUUAAGAAACCUUGAUUUUAUAUAUAUAUAUAAGAUUUUAACAAGGGUAGGAAGGGAAAUUUGGAAGUUCCAGUAUGAAACAUAGUACAUAAAGGGAGAGUAUGUUGCUUGAAGCUGUCAAGAAGAGAGUUCCAGGCUUAAAUGUAAGUGCAGCCAAUGAAGCAUGAAAUAACAGCCUGUUUCAUAUUAAAUUAAAACAGGACACGGUCCUGUACCUAAAGUGCAUAAUACAAAUUUGCUAUAAACCAAGUAAAGCAUACAAAACUGAAAAUAAGAAAAUUGGUAGGCAGAUAUCAGUCAAUUCACUUAUUCCCAUGAUUCCUUCAGCUUCAGCAUUCUUAGAAUUGGAAAGCUCACUUGAAUCUUCCAUUAAUAUGAGACAUGCAGGGAAAUGGAUCCAUUUGUUUGCACUGGUCUCGCACCUCUUGCUCUUUUCCACAUGUGCAGGGUUUUUGACUGGAGGGGGUUGGUUUUUCACUUGUCUGAAACACUUGGAAGCAAUCCUAGUGUGUGGCAUCAAAUCAACAUAAUUGUUUCAUCAAUUUAUAUGUAAUUCUACUGUUGUGCAUUUUUCCUAAGUGAAAUAAUCUGUCAUUGGAUGUAUGUGUGCUCAAAUCUAUCUUAUUUUGGGUUGGAAAAUUAUGAGAAGUGCCAGAGUCUACAGUAUACAUUGGGUUUACAAGCUUAUACAUAUAAACCACAGAGCUUUUUCAUAAUAAAUUAAAAUGGUUUAUCUGAUGUCAGAAAAGAUCAUAAAUAUGGCAAUUUAGAUUUCUUGCCAGCAGUACCAAUCUGAGUCUUUCCCAACUUUCUGAAGUGUGUCAGAAGACCAUGUAUUGAACUACAGCAUUAUAUACUGUAUAUCUGUAAUUAAAGUCCCUUCUGCAGCGAACAUUUUAUUCCUUGUGUUAAUCAAGGGAUGUGUUUUUAUAGUUCGAAAUCCUCAGUCUGUGACAAUGACCUGUUUUAACAACUAAAGAAAAAUAACAGACCAGGCUUUUUGGCCCUGCUAGAGUCCUGUAUUCCAGUAGGUUUGGGCUCCAUCUUGCUACUUUUUUAAACUCCAUGAACUGUAUGCCUUUGAAACACAAUGGCUUCUUGGAAGCGGUGUAUUGUUUUGUAUCAUUACAUACUGUAAAUAUAAGCAGUAGCUGAUUUUUAUUGGCUGUCAUUAGGAGCAGAACUCUCUGAGUGGUUAAUGUUAGACUGGUAUUGCACUGAGCUUCGCAAAUCCCUUCGCUUUCUAAGGAGGCCUGAAAGUCUGCACUCUUGACCGUAUGUAUUUGUCUGUGUAACCGAAUUUGAAUUUUAUUUGGCUUGGUUUUCAUUUAAGGUGCCCUGUUGAUCCACAAUUGUCCAGCUUUUAAUAGUGAGGUCAGUUUAAAUAUGUAUUUCACCUUUGUCUUUGUCUUGAGCAUAUAGUGUGUGUGUGUGCGUGCAUAUAUUUCAAUAAAUUGUAGAGAAUUAAAAUUGUUUAGCAGGUUCUGAUCUAAAGGCAAGUUAUUGAUUAACUGUCAAUUGGGAGCUCUGGUAAUAUACUGGUAAUAGUGAGUGCAGGUUAGAUACAAAGGAUUACAAUUAACUAUUCUCAGUUGUACACUGCAUUAGGGCUGGAGCCCUCUGUAGUUCUUGAGCUAUUUUUGUCAGCCACAGCUCACCAGUGAUUUUUUUUAGAAGCUCUUCCCAGCUUGAGGGCAAACUGUAUUUUAUGUGCUUAUGUACUGUGUGACUGCGAUUUAAAAGCAGAGCCUAUACAAAUCUCACCAUCUGUAUACGACAGAAGACAUAAUAUUGCUUUACUGAUAGUAGCAAAACUGCUGAAUGCUUUAUGAAAGUUUAAGACAAAGUCCUAACAUUAUCCUGUAAUAGCCAUAUCUUUUUUUUUUUAAUCUACCUGGACCAAAUCUUAAGAAUUGUAUUGUCUAAAUGAAAUGUCAAAUGCAAGUGUACAAAUAUUCUUUCUUUAAAUGUUAAGGUCCAUAAAGGUUAAGACCGGUUUCAUGCA
Messenger RNA from Lepisosteus oculatus (spotted gar), 8462 nucleotides. RefSeq names its product solute carrier family 30 member 1a (gene slc30a1a). Gene Ontology annotation, molecular function: zinc ion transmembrane transporter activity; calcium channel inhibitor activity. The record is from RefSeq and is a predicted model, not a curated record. Gene Ontology annotation, cellular component: endoplasmic reticulum; Golgi apparatus; membrane. Lineage: Eukaryota; Metazoa; Chordata; Actinopteri; Semionotiformes; Lepisosteidae. Gene Ontology annotation, biological process: zinc ion transmembrane transport; detoxification of zinc ion; intracellular zinc ion homeostasis.